CCACAGCCCCCGAUGCGGGGGAGCCGCCGCCGGGGCCAUGCAGCCGCCGCCGCAGCCCUACGAGUUCUUCAGCGAGGAGAACGGCCCCAAAUGGCGGGGGCUCUUCGUGCCCGCGCUGCGCAAGGUUCAGCAACAGGUUCAUCCCAGUUUUUCAGCAAAAGAAGAUUCCCUCUAUUAUAUUGAAGAGUUGAUACUUCAGCUGCUAAACAAACUAUGCAUUGCACAGCCACGGACUGUCCAAGAUGUUGAGGAGCGAGUUCAAAAGACAUUUCCUCAUCCAAUCGACAAGUGGGCUAUUGCUGAUGCACAGUCUGCUAUAGAGAAACGAAAACGAAGAAACCCUCUCCUACUACCUGUGGACAAGAUACAUCCCCUAUUAAAGGAGGUUCUAGGCUAUAAAGUAGAUUAUCAUGUCUCUCUUUAUAUUGUGGCUGUUUUGGAAUAUAUCUCAGCUGACAUUUUGAAACUGGCUGGAAAUUAUGUUUUCAAUAUACGACACUUUGAAAUCUCCCAGCAAGACAUUAAAGUGUCUAUGUGUGCUGAUAAGGUUUUGAUGGAUAUGUUUGAUCAGGAUGUUAUUGGUUUGGUUUCGCUGUGUGAAGAUGAGCCCUCUUCUUCAGGUGAACUCAAUUACUAUGAGCUAGUGAGAACUGAAAUUGCAGAAGAAAGACAAUAUCUUCGGGAGUUGAAUCUGAUAAUAAAAGUGUUUCGGGAAGCUUUCCUGUCUAACAGAAAGUUGUUCACACCGUAUGAUAUCGAUACGAUCUUUAGCAACAUUUCAGAUAUUCAUGAAUUGACUGUGAAGCUUUUGGGGUUGAUUGAGGAUACUGUUGAAAUGACAGAUGAAAGUAGUCCUCAUCCUUUGGCUGGCAGCUGCUUUGAAGAUCUGGCAGAGGAACAAGCCUUUGAUCCAUAUGAAACUUUGUCCCAGGAUAUUCUUUCUCCACGGUUUCAUGAGCAUUUUAAUAACUUGAUGGCUAAACCAGCUGUUGCGCUACAUUUUCAGUCUAUUGCUGAAGGUUUUAAAGAAGCUGUACAGUAUGUUCUUCCACGGCUUAUGCUGAUCCCAGUUUAUCAUUGUUUGCACUACUUUGAAUUAUUGCAGCAAUUGCAGGAAUGCAGUGAAGAUGAAGAAGACAGGGAGUGCUUGAAACAAGCCAUUACUGCUCUUUUAAAUCUCCAAUGCAGCAUGGAGCGCAUUUACAAUAAAUAUUCACCUAGACGGCGGCCUUGGGAGACAAUUUGUCGUUUCUACAACCGCCAAGUAAGAAGCAAGCACCUGGCCAUCAAAAAAAUGAAUGAGAUUCAGAAAAAUAUUGAUGGUUGGGAAGGCAAAGAUAUUGGCCAGUGCUGCAAUGAAUUCAUAAUGGAAGGUGCGCUGACAAGGAUAGGAGCCAAACAUGAACGUCACAUAUUUCUCUUUGAUGGUUUACUGAUCAGCUGUAAAACUAAUCAUGGACAAUCGCGGCUUCCAGGUUACAGCAAUACAGAGUACAGACUUAAGGAAAAAAUUAUCAUGAGGAAAAUGCAGAUCAUUGACAAAGAUGACACUUGUGAAUACAAACAUGCUUUUGAGCUAGCGUCUAAAGAUGAAAACAGCCUAGUGUUUGCUGCCAAGUCUGCUGAAGAGAAGAACAAUUGGAUGGCAGCUCUGAUUUCUCUUCAGUAUCGCAGUACACUGGAUCGAAUGCUUGACUCAGUGUUACUGCAAGAAGAAAAUGAACAGCCACUGAGGCUGCCCAGCCCAAAUGUGUAUCGUUUCGUAGUGGAAGACUCUGAGGAAAACAUUGUUUUUGAGGAUAAUCUGCAAAGUAGGAACGGAAUCCCGAUCAUCAAAGGAGGAACUGUAGUGAAACUAAUUGAAAGGCUAACAUACCAUAUGUAUGCAGAUCCUAAUUUUGUUCGCACUUUCCUUACUACCUACCGCUCCUUUUGUAAGCCACAGGAAUUGCUGAGCUUGUUGAUUGAAAGGUUUGAAAUCCCAGAGCCUGAGCCUACUGAAGCAGAUAGGUUGGCAAUAGAGAAGGGAGAGCAGCCGAUCAGCGCAGACCUGAAAAGAUUUCGCAAGGAAUAUGUCCAGCCAGUACAACUCAGGAUAUUAAAUGUUUUUCGACACUGGGUAGAACAUCAUUUUUAUGAUUUUGAAAGAGAUCUGGAGUUGCUCGAUAAACUGGAGACAUUUAUUUCAAGUGUAAGAGGCAAAUCCAUGAAGAAGUGGGUAGAAUCCAUUGCUAAGAUUAUCAAGAGAAAAAAACAAGCUCAAGCAAAUGGAAUUAGUCAUAACAUUACCUUUGAGAGCCAACCUCCCCCAAUUGAAUGGCAUAUUUGCCACCUUGGACAGUUUGAGAUGGACCUCAUGACACUACAUCCAAUAGAAAUUGCUCGUCAGCUAACACUUCUAGAAUCUGAUCUCUACAGGGCAGUGCAGCCAUCUGAACUUGUUGGGAGUGUGUGGACUAAAGAAGAUAAGGAAAUUAACUCCCCAAAUCUAUUGAAAAUGAUUCGGCACACUACAAAUCUUACUCUUUGGUUUGAAAAGUGCAUUGUGGAAACAGAGAAUUUUGAGGAGCGAGUGGCUGUGUUAAGUAGGAUAAUCGAAAUUCUGCAGGUUUUUCAAGAGUUGAAUAAUUUCAAUGGUGUGUUGGAGAUAGUCAGUGCGAUGAAUUCUGUGUCAGUGUACAGACUAGAUCAUACAUUUGAGGCCUUACAGGAGAGAAAAAAGAAAGUUUUGGAUGAAGCAGUAGAACUAAGUCAAGAUCACUUUAAGAAAUACCUAGCUAAACUCAAGUCAAUCAACCCACCCUGCGUGCCUUUCUUUGGAAUCUAUCUAACAAAUAUUCUGAAGACAGAAGAAGGGAAUCCAGACUUUCUUAAAAGACAAGGGAAAGAGUUAAUCAACUUCAGUAAGAGGAGAAAAGUGGCUGAAAUUACAGGCGAAAUUCAGCAGUAUCAAAACCAACCUUACUGUUUACGGAUAGAACCAGAAAUACGGCGGUUCUUUGAAAAUCUCAAUCCUAUGGGAAAUGCACCAGAAAAAGAGUUUACAGACUACUUGUUCAACAAAUCAUUAGAAAUUGAACCUCGAAACUGCAAGCAGCCGCCUAGAUUUCCUAGGAAAACAACAUACCCUCUAAAAUCUCCUGGAAUAAGGCCCAAUACUGGCAGACAUUGUUCCACCUCUGGAACCUUGCGAGGUCACCCAACACCCCUGGAAAGGGAACCAUGUAAAAUAAGUUUCAGUAGAAUUACUGAAGCAGAGCAGGAGUCAGCAGCAUCGGCUCCGACUUCUCCGAAUACGCCAUCUACUCCACCAGUGUCUGCCUCUUCAGAACGCAGUGUAUUUUUAGAUAUUGAUCUCAACAGUUCUUAUGGUAACAAUAGCAUCUUUGCUCCUGUCCAUUUGCCGCAGUCAAAAUCUUUCUUCAGUUCGUGUGGUAGUAUACAUAAACUAAGUGAAGAGCCUCUGGUUCCUCCUCCACUUCCUCCGCGCAAAAAGUUUGAUCAGGAGGCUUCUAACUCUAAGGGAAGUUUAAAAUCUGAUGAUGAUCCUCCUGCUAUUCCACCAAGGCAACCUCCUCCUCCAAAGAUACAACCUAGAGUUCCUGCUUACAAUAAUCCAUUUGAUCAACUGCUGCAUAGUCCACCCCCACCCCCUCCAAGAGACCCUCUUCCUGACACCCCUCCACCAGUACCACUUCGGCCUCCAGAACACUUCAUAAACUGUCCAUUUAACCUCCAGCCACCGCCAGUGGGACGCUUUCACAGAGAUCCAGAUCGGUUCAGGGAAGCUAGCACAUGCCCAAGCUCACCAAACACUCCUCCAAGCACCCCCUCUCCAAGGGUCCUGCGUCGCUGCUAUAUGCUCAGCUCAAGUCACAACAACGUUGCCCAUCCUCCAGCUCCUCCAGUCCCACCAAGGCAAAAUUCUAGCCCUCAGUUACCAAAACUGCCACCAAAGACUUAUAAAAGGGAACUUUCCCAUCCUCCUUUGGACAGACAGUUUUUGCUAGAAAAUGCAGAAACUCCUCAAUGACCUUAGCCAUAUUAGUCAUUGACACUGGAAUAGUAUUUGUAAAGUUCCUUUUUAUUUAUUCAAAAAAGGCAGUGUAUUUUAGUACUUUCACAAAUAAUGCUCUUACAAAAGUGCUGCUGAUCAAAACAAAGUUAAAAAUUAGAAAAAUAAGAAUACACCCUCCGCUCUUUGUCUACUCCCACAGCAUUACCCUCAGGUGAUCAGUAGCAUUGCCUUGUCUCAGAUCCUUAGUGCCGACAGCUAUGCCAGUAUAAAGAUUAUAUAUUUUGCACUGUAAACUACACUACAUGAAUUUAAACUAUCAGUUCAUUGCACUGAGCCGAAAAAAAGGUGCGUUUGUGGAAUUUUUCAAAUUUGAGCACUAGUGGCCUUUAAAAAAAAAAAAACAGUGGAAUUAU
Molecule: messenger RNA, 4431 nt
Organism: Gopherus evgoodei (Goodes thornscrub tortoise)
Lineage: Eukaryota; Metazoa; Chordata; Testudines; Testudinidae
Gene: SOS2
Product: SOS Ras/Rho guanine nucleotide exchange factor 2
Exons: 23
Coding region: 38-4033 (1331 amino acids)
Biological process (GO): positive regulation of GTPase activity; Ras protein signal transduction
Cellular component (GO): plasma membrane
Molecular function (GO): guanyl-nucleotide exchange factor activity; protein heterodimerization activity
Source: RefSeq, a predicted model, not a curated record